AGUUAAUCGUCUUGAACCUUGGACAGUAUACUUGAGUCAUUUAUCGCAUGUGUUUGUGUGAUAUAUUCAGUCUUUAUUGUUCAAGUGUCUACAUGCGACUGAAACAUAAUAUCUUUCUUAGUGAUCUGGAUUUUAACUGCAGCUAUGUUAUGGAGAAGUUGGUUCCUAAUAUCCGGGAUAUGCGCAGUGUUUCUGUCAUACCGGAUAUACGUUGUCCUUCAUCGAGAAAUUCCACCGGAAAUAGAACACCCUAACAUAGUACGGUGGCUGGAUGAAGCUGGUAGAGCCGGAAACACAUUGACCUGGAUAUGCCACCAACUGGGAAUCGAACACGCGACAUGGCCAGCCAAAUUGGUUGUUAACUUUGGAGCACGUCUUCUCCUUAACGGAUUUGGUAAACCCGUCACAAACAUCACGGUCCGUUACACCAGCAUCGACUCGGUACCAGUGACUAUAUUCUUACCUGAUGUACUUUCGGUUAAGGACAAGUAUCCGACUAUAGUCUACUUCCACGGCGGCGGAUGGACAUGGUUUUCUGUUGACGUGUAUGCUGGCUACCUUUCACACCUUGCCAAGAGGACGAACAUCCAAAUUGUUGCUGUUGAUUACAGAAAAGCGCCGCAAUUCCCUUUUCCUUCCGCCUACGACGACUGCCUUACCGUCACCAAUGGUCUUCUGAAAAGAAAAAACGAUUUCAGAAUAAAGCCAGGAAAACUGCUCGUCGCGGGAGAUGGGUCCGGUGGGAACUUGGCGGCUGCCGUUGCACACGUUACGAAAGGUAAAAUACUGAUGCAAGUCCUGAUCAACCCGACACUGCAAAUAAUUGAUUUCGAGACGCCAUCUUAUCAAGACAACGUGAACACACUUCCGGGACUGUCGUCUGCGUACAGAAACAUCUACCACUGGUUGUCCUAUGUUGGAAUUUCUAAGGACUACUUACAAAUGGCGAUACAAAACAAUCAUGUUUCACAAAAUACUCUCAACUCUGCUUUUAGUUCGUAUGUGAAUAGCAAAAAAUACUUGCCAAGUUACCACAAUGUUACAAAAAGAAAGACAAAACAAAAAAGAGAAUCUGGAAGCUUUAUCGUAACGUCUGCCUUUAAUGGCGUCGUAGCAGAUCCUCGGAUAGCACCGAUGAUGGCCGUUCAAGUCAAAGAUGUUCCAAAUGUAUACAUGAUAACGUCACAAUAUGAUGUGUACAGGGACGAAGCCAUCAUGUACACACACAGACUGUUUGACGCAGACGUUAAAGUAAAGCUCGAACAUUACUUUGAGGCUUUUCACGGAUUUUUCUUAUUUUGUGGGUAUGGUCCGAUAGAGUUUAAAGUGAGUAAGCAAGCUUUAGAUACUUUGGUGGACUUCCUCGACAAUAUGGUGAAGUAAAAACGGCAUUUGGUUGACUAGUUGUACAGUAAUGACUCAUCAUAUAAAUCACCGUUCCAUAGUAUGGGCUAUGUGACAGGUCUAUAUUCAACACAUGUUUGUUUACUUGGCUAAUAAACCAAACAUUUAAAAAAGAAAAUAUGAAAAUCAUUUCCUAAUAAAACACUUACUGAAUGCCUUGCCGGCCGAUAGUAAAGACUACUGACCUUCGGCAGUACGAGCAAUAGUUCCGACUACUGGCCAGUAAGCCAUUCAGUAAGUCUAUAAUGUUACUGGCUAGCCACUCAAAGCUGAGAAUUUUAUUUGAAUUAAAUAACACGACGAAAAAUGCUUAAAUCCAUGACACAUUGGGUAAAUUUCAAUGAUAUUAGACAUAAUACAAGAAGUAAGAAGGACAGUUGAAUAUUUUUCCAAAUGUUUGUAUGAGGGUAAAAGUCGUCACUGUAACUCUUACAUUGUAACGAAAUGUCAUUCAUAUGUCAUUGCUUUUUUGUUAAUUUAUGACUUGGUAUUUGUGUUAAAGGUUAGUAAGGGCAAAACUAUCCUAUCUUAUUACAUUUCAUGUAUGAAACGUUUUUGUUAUAGGAAUAUCCGGCUGGAGGGUGUGAGGUCCUGUUUCUGAUUAAGAUAUGUAUGAAUACACGAAUCAACUGAAUAA
Mercenaria mercenaria is the source of this 2041-nucleotide messenger RNA. Its product is annotated as neutral cholesterol ester hydrolase 1-like. The coding region runs from base 145 to 1383 and encodes 412 amino acids. The record is from RefSeq and is a predicted model, not a curated record. Gene Ontology annotation, molecular function: hydrolase activity. The transcript has 6 exons. NCBI's taxonomy places the organism in Eukaryota, Metazoa, Mollusca, Bivalvia, Venerida, Veneridae.